Messenger RNA from Echinops telfairi (small Madagascar hedgehog), 2014 nucleotides. RefSeq names its product methyltransferase like 25 (gene METTL25). The coding region runs from base 31 to 1836 and encodes 601 amino acids. NCBI's taxonomy places the organism in Eukaryota, Metazoa, Chordata, Mammalia, Afrosoricida, Tenrecidae. The transcript has 12 exons. The record is from RefSeq and is a predicted model, not a curated record.
CGCCACCUACAGCCCAGGAGGUUGGGCGUCAUGGCGGCUUCAUGCCCACUCCCGGACACCCCAGACCUGCCCACGCUGCGUGCCAAAUUACAGGGGCUCCUGCAGUUCUUAAGGGAGGCCCUGCCGAUUUCCAGUGCGCAUACGGUAGACUUCUACACGGAAUCUAUGUGGGACCAGCUAAUCGACUUGUCCCCGGAGACAGUGCUGGCUACGCUACGGAGGACCACAGCGGAGGUUCGGCCCUCCGAGGCGCGCCCCCUCGUGGAGGCGGAGAGGGAAUCAGGUAUUUCUGAUUUCUGCAAAAUAUUUUGUGAAACCUCCCAGAAGCUGGUGAAUGUGGAAGUGUUUGCUCUGGCUGCACAAUAUUAUUCUCUACAAAACUUGGGAAUAUGUACUCCCUUUGAACAGUUGCUUACAGUUCUUCAAAGAAAGCAAAACCAGAGAAUUGGUGAAGAUGUGAAGCCAGAACACUUUAUGAAUAUGAAAAAGUCCCAUGAAGUUCAUAUAAUGUCAGAGCUGAUCAACAGUAUCGCUGAUUUUUGUGGAGUUCAGCAGGUAAUUGACCUGGGUUCUGGUAAAGGCUAUUUGAGCUCCUUUCUGUCCUUGAAGUACGGCUUCAGCGUUUAUGGAAUCGAUUCCUCAGACGUCAAUACUCGUGGAGCGAAGGAGAGAAAUAGGAAAUUGACAAGACAGUGGAGACUUUAUCACACUAGAUCAAGAUCAGAUGUCAGUGGACUGGCAUUUAAAAUGACAAAAGAAAGGAAAGUGCAAAAUGAAAUUGAACAUAAAGCAAAUAUUGAAGAAGAAUACAACAAAAAUGCCCUAAAUCAAGAAGAGAUGUCUCCCCCGGGAAUUUUACCAGAUUUUUCAGACCCUGUAAUUUCUAAAAUCAAAAAGCAAAUGGCAAACCCACAUGCCCAGCAACCACAAGAAGAAAAUUUGUGUUUUGAAAAUGUCUUUCCUUUUAUAGAUGUUUUGCCUAUUGAGCCAGUGGAACCUACUUCUUCGUCUGGAAUAGCCAACAGAGGGAUUUCUGAUGCAAAGAAAGAAAGAAGAAAAGCAAGUUCAAAGUCAAGCGAAUCAAAUAUAUAUUCACCUUUAACCUCUUUUAUCACUGCUGAUUCAGAACUAUGCGACAUCAUUAACGAUCUGGAGGAUUGUUUGAUGGUUGGCUUACAUACUUGUGGUGAUCUUGCUGCAAACACUCUGCGCAUAUUUACUUCCAAGAACGAAAUCAAGGGAGUCUGCAGUGUGGGGUGUUGCUAUCAUCUCUUAUCUGAAGAGUUUGAAAAGCAGCUUAGAGAAUGUACUCAAGAAAAGUGGGGGUUUCCAAUGUGCCAGUAUCUGAAGGAGGAGCGCUGGUGCUGUGGUCGUAAUGCCAGAAUGUCAGCAUGUUUGGCUUUGGAGCGAGUUGCAGUUGGCCACGGGCUGCCUACUGAAUCACUCUUCUAUCGUGCUGUUCUUCAGGAUAUUAUUAAAGAUUGUUUUGGUAUCACCAAAUGUGAUCAGCAUGUUGGUAAAAUUUAUUCCAAAUCUUCUUCCUUUCUGGAUUAUGUCAGAAAAUUUCUAGCAAAGCUUGGAUUAGAUGAGCACAAGGUGUCAGAAAAAAUUAUAAUGGACUACUAUGAGAAGUACAAACUUAGAGUGAGUGAACUGGAAGCUUUUAAUAUGUUGAAAGUUGUUUUGGCGCCUUGUAUCGAAACAUUGAUUCUUCUAGAUCGACUCUGCUACCUAAAAGAGCAGGAAGACAUUGCGUGGUGCUCACUGGUGAAGUUGUUUGAUCCGGUGACAUCUCCCAGAUGUUAUGCAAUCAUUGCACUCAAGAAGCAGCAGUGAUUCAAGUUGAAGCAAGGCAUUCCCUACUAAUGGGUAGAACCCGAUUUUCUACAUAUUAUGCCAUGAUAUGUAAAUAUUGUAAUCAUUGCAUUUUUUAAAUAAAAUAAUAGCUAGAAAGAUAAUGCCAAUUCAUUUUUGCAUUGAAAAGCACAUGUUAAUAAAAGAGAAAGUAGUCACA